Molecule: messenger RNA, 1649 nt
Organism: Cimex lectularius (bed bug)
Lineage: Eukaryota; Metazoa; Arthropoda; Insecta; Hemiptera; Cimicidae
Product: aminomethyltransferase, mitochondrial
Exons: 6
Coding region: 298-1404 (368 amino acids)
Biological process (GO): glycine catabolic process
Cellular component (GO): mitochondrion
Molecular function (GO): protein binding; aminomethyltransferase activity
Source: RefSeq, a predicted model, not a curated record
UAGACCGACCAUGAGUAGUACGUUUAAGAUCUGAUUUCUGUUCAGAUUACUUGCUAAGCUUUCAGCUUUUAGCUUUUAUACAACCAACCUCAGGGCCUAAAAAUUUGCAUAGAUGUACCAGCAUUUAAAAAAACCUUAAUGUCCUAUUAUUUAGGACAUUAAUUAUAAAUUUUGUUCAUACCGGCUCACAGAGUGUUCCAAGAAACAAGCAUAAGAAUUUGGUUGGUGAGGCCUGCCAGCACUGAUGUGGGGGUGAAGACAAGUUUGUAUGACUUCCAUGUUGAAAGGAGUGGCAAGAUGGUCAACUUUUGCGGGUUUCAGCUCCCAGUACAAUAUGGAACAGAGAGCAUAACAGAGUCUCACCUCCAUACAAGAAAAUUCUGCUCAGUUUUUGAUGUGUCGCACAUGCUUCAAACAGAAAUUGUUGGUAAACAUAGAGUUGAGUUCAUGGAGAGUCUAUGUACUGCUGAUAUUGCAGGAAUGCCUGAAAAUGGGAGCUCCCUGAGUCUGUAUACUGAGAAAGACAAUGGUGGAAUUUUAGAUGACUUAAUUGUCACCAAGUGCAACGAUCAUUUAUACAUAGUAUCAAAUGCAUCAAUGAGAGAUCAAGACUCCCAAUUAAUGUUAGCUGCAAAGGACAUCUUCAAUCGAAAUGGGAAAGAUGUAAACCUGACGUUUUACAACCCAGAACAGCGAUCACUGCUUGCAGUACAGGGGCCAAAAUCACAGGAAGUGCUACAACCAUUAGUAGAGGGUGUUGAUCUUAAAAAUUUGUAUUUUAUGUCAACGACAAAAGCAAAGAUGUUAGGUACUGGAGUGGAGCUAAGAAUCACAAGGUGUGGCUACACUGGUGAAGAUGGUUUUGAAGUCUCAAUUGACUCAAAACAUGUCCAGACUUUGGCAGAAAUGCUAGUGAAGAAUCCUUAUGUGAAGCUUGCUGGUCUUGGUGCGAGGGAUACUUUAAGGUUGGAAGCUGGAUUAUGCUUGUAUGGCAAUGAUAUUGAUACCACAACAACACCAGUUUCUGCUGUUUUAAUGUGGACUGUAGGUAAAAGGAGGCGACAGGCGCAAGACUUUCCAGGUGCAAAAGUUAUUCUAUCUGAGCUCAAACAGGGCCCGUUAAUGAAGAGGGUAGGUCUAAUCUCAACAGUGAAGAAGAGUCCCCCAUUCAGACAAGGAGCUUUAGUCAUUGAUAAAGAUGGUCGUGAAGUCGGCAAGGUAACAUCAGGAUGCCCAUCACCUAGUCUUGGGGUCAACAUUGCCAUGGGCUAUGUAAAAAGUGAGCAUUGCCGAGCAGGCACUCAACUUUCCGUCCGAGUUAGAAACACCGACGUUGAUGUUGAAAUAACAAAAAUGCCAUUUGUGAAAGGUAAUUAUUACCACGCUCCUCAAUUAAAUAAAUAAUUGUCAAAAUUAUUAUGUUACACGAAAAAAAGUAUAAAUGCCAUUGUAUGAUGCAGUCAAAUUGUAAUUUAGCUUGUUUAAGUAAGAACAUACAUGUACAAGUGAUUUGUAAUUGAUUUUAAUUGAUCAAUUUCAUUUAUUUUUGGUAACAAAAAGUAAUUAAAAGGGAAAACAAAAUAUUUAAUAUGUAUCAUGUAAAUUUGUGUAAUUCUUAAUAUUUAGAACAAAUAAAUUUGUUGAGGUUU